UGGCUUCAUUCAUAUGGAUGAACCAAGGAUUGGGCUAGCGCUAUACCAUUAGAAUCAGACAGCUGAUUGCCCAGCAGGAUGCCGUCGACUAUCCCAACAGAGGGCCUGAAGGACCCUGAAACUGCAGAGCUCUUCUCCAAAGAAGAUCCAGAGAAGCUCUUCACAGAUCUCAGAGAAGUUGGCCAUGGGAGCUUUGGAGCAGUGUACUCUGCACGAGAUGUGCGCACCAAUGAAGUGGUGGCUAUCAAGAAAUUAUCUUAUACUGGAAUGCAGUCUACGAAGAAAUGGCAGGACAUUAUUAAGGAAGUCAGGUUUCUACAAAUAUUAAAACAUCCCAACAUUAUAGAAUACAAAGGCUGCUAUUUAAGUGAGCACACAGCAUGGCUUGUAAUGGAAUAUUGUAUAAGAUCUGUUUCAGAUUUCCUGAAAGUUCACAAAAAGCCAUUACAAGAAAUGGAAAUAGCAGCAAUUACACAUGGUGCUCUCCAGGGCUUAGCCUACUUACAUUUUCAUGCCAUGAUCCAUAGAGAUAUCAAAGCAGCAAAUAUCCUUCUGACAGAACAAGGCCAGGUGAAACUUGCUGACUUUGGAUUGGCUUCCAUGGCCUCUCGUGCCAGUUCUUUUGUGGGAACGCCGAAUUGGAUGGCCCCAGAAGUAAUUUUAGCCAAGGAUGAAGAACAACAAUAUGGUACCGAAGUAGAUAUUUGGUCUCUUGGAAUAACAUGUAUUGAACUAGCGGAAAUGAAGCCUCCUUUACAGAGUAAUAGUUCAGUAAGUGUCUUCAGUCGCAUAAUCAGAAGUGAAUCCCCUACACUACAGUCUACUGAAUGGUCUUAUCAUUUUCGACACUUUGUAGAUUCUUGCCUCCAGAAAAUCCCUCAAGAUCGUCCUACAUCACAGAAACUUUUAAAGCACAUGUUUGUUCGUCGGGAGCGCCCUGAAACAGUGUUAAUCGAUCUUAUUCAGAGGACAAAGGUGCUUUCCCAGGAGGCACAUAAUGGACCAGCAGUAGAGUCACAGGAAGAAGAGGAACUAGAUUACUGUGUUGGAUGGAAAGGGACAGUGAAUAGUGUUGAAAGUCAUCAGGCUGUUCCCAGUAUGUCCAGCGGGGCCAGUAGUCAAAGCACUAGUGUCAGCAGUUUUCCAGAUGCCUCAGAUGCUGAGAGAGAGCUAGACAUGAUGGAGGGAAACCACCCAGUCACGCCUAGUAGUUCUGUCAUCGAUUUAAAACCUGUUACAAGGCAAAUACAAGAACAGGAGCCUAGAGAACAAAUGUUUUGUUACAUCGAAAUGAGGCGGCAACAUCGAAGAAAGCUGGUGACUCUGGAAAACAAGCUAAAGGCUGAGAUGGAUGAACAUCGUUUCAGAUUAGAAAAAGAUUUUGAAACUCAGUGUAACAACUUUGCGGCAGAAAUGGCGAAACUUAUCAAGAAACAUCAGGCUGCUCUGGAAAAAGAGGCUAAAGUGAUGUCCAAGGAGGAGGAAAAAUUUAAGCAACAUCUUCAGGCCCAGCAGAAGAAAGAACUGAACAGCUUUCUGAAGUCCCAGAAGAGAGAAUAUAAACUUCAGAAGGAACAGCUUAAGAAGGCGCUGAAUGAAAGCCGGAGCGCCCCAAGGAAAGAAAAACAGGAAUGGCUGUCAAAGCAGAUAGAGAACAUCCAGCAUCUCCAAGCCGCGGAAAAGACUGAUCUUCUUCAACAUCAGAGACAGUGCCUAGGGCUGCAAUGCCGUCGCUUCCAAAGAAAGAUAUUCCUUGGGCGCUGUAACUUGGAGCAGGACCUCGUCAUGGAGGAGUUAAAUAAGAGGCAGACUCAAAUGGACUUGGAGCAUGCAACGCUACUGCGACAUCACGAAUCCAUGCAAGAACUGGAGUUCCGCCAGCUCAACACAAGGCAGAAGAUGCGCUCUGAGCUGAUCAGACUGCAGCAUCAAGCCGAGCUCACUAACCAGCUGGAGCAUAAUAAACGGAGAGAACAAGGACUAAGGCGAAAGCAUGCCAUGGAGGUUCAACAACAGUCUAAGAGUCUAAAGUCUAAAAAACUCCAAAUCAAAAAGCAGUUCCAGGACACCUGUAAAAUCCAAACCAGACAGUACAAAGCUUUAAGAAAACUCUUACGGGAAUCUACACCAAAGAGUGAGCGCAAAGCUGUUCUGAAACGGCUUAAGGAGGAGCAGACCCGGAAGUUAGCCAUCUUAGCUGAGCAGUGUGACCACAGCAUUCGUGAAAUGCUCUCCACUCAAGCCCUGCAUUUGGAUGAAGCACAGGAGGCAGAGUGCCAGGUUUUGAAAAUGCAGCUGCAGCAGAAACUGGAGCUGCUGAAUGCAUAUCACAGCAAAAUCAAGCUGCAGGCUGAGGCACAAGAUGAUCGAGAGCUUCGGGAGCUUGAACAGAGGGUCUCCUACCGCAGGGCACUCAUACAACAACAGAUAGAAGAAGAGGUACUGACGUUUCAGAAUGAAUCUACGGAACGAAUACAAAGCCUGCUGGAGCGUCGAGCAACACAAUUGAACGCUUUCAAGUCUGAAAGCGAAAGACUAGGUUUUAGUAACCUUUCCUCUGACGCAUUCAGCCACAGCUCCUCCAGAGCUUCUGAUUUGCCUCACAGUCCAACUGGGGGUCCAGGACCUCACUCGGGGCAUCCCAUAGGUGGCCCACCACAAGCCUGCGGCCAUCCAAUGCAAGGUGGGCCUAGUCAUGGAGGUCACCAUUCCACGCCAAUGCCUUGGGUACCCCGAGGUAGCAGUAUGGGAGUUGGCAAUGGCCCUCAGGCUCUGAGGCGGACAGCUGCCGGGGGACGGACCGAACAGGGCAUGAGCAGAAGCACGAGCGUCACUUCACAAACAUCCAGUGGGUCACACAUGUCUUACACGUAACUUAAUAACUGAGAAUGGCAAUUCCGCUGAGCUGGCUGCCACUACAGACAUCACCCCAGCAGCCUCCUCACUUGGCUAAUACCGUGUGGAAGCUGAGUGCAUGUGGUAUAUUUUACUCAUUUUUGUAAAGCGUUUUGUUUUGUGUUUACUAAUUGGGAUGUCAUAGUAUUUAGCUGUUGGGUUUUGUGUUUUUUGUUUUUAACUUUUGGGGAAAUUUUAUGAAAAGGGGAAUUGGUGUGUAUGUGUAUUUAUCAAAUAUGCAGACACACACACACACACACAUAAUGCACGUAGGAAAAAGAAACUGGUUAGAUAGGGUAUUUUCUGAAAACUGCAAAAACAGAAUUCAGCAGUGGCCUGAGUCAUCAUCACCUUUGGGCAACUCCAUCCUAAGAAAUUUGUGAAAAGAUCUAAAGCCUUUCUCCGUAUACCCCACCCAGAUUCUUAUGAGCCACUCACAGCAGGGAGCAUGUGCCAGAACAAGUUAUUAUGGAAACACCUGUAUCCCCUCACCAAUGUAUUUUGUUUAUUAAAUAAAUGUAUUUUGUCUGACUUUUGUUUAUUAAAUUGGCCUCAUUUGAAGUAGGAAAAAAAGUAGAAAUCCAUGAACACUAAAGGGUUGCAUUGACUUUUUCAGAGAGAAGAC
This is a messenger RNA of Manis pentadactyla (Chinese pangolin), 3520 nucleotides long. RefSeq names its product serine/threonine-protein kinase TAO1-like. NCBI's taxonomy places the organism in Eukaryota, Metazoa, Chordata, Mammalia, Pholidota, Manidae. The record is from RefSeq and is a predicted model, not a curated record. Gene Ontology annotation, molecular function: ATP binding; protein kinase activity. Gene Ontology annotation, biological process: protein phosphorylation; execution phase of apoptosis.